UAAACCGACGAAGUGCUUGGCUUUCAGUAUGUAAACUGCGAAAGUGGCAUACUGCAGAUCAAACCAGAGCACCACGAACUUGAAUAUUCACUUUCUCAGAUAACUAUGGCGCCAGCAGUUGCAGGUCCUGGUGAUGGUAUCAUCGAGCGCGUGGUCGCUGCCGAUAAAGUACGAUGGUGGAACAAACCCAAUCUCCGGCGUCUCUACCUGCUGUUGGUACCGUUCUGCUUUUUCAUUGAGUCUACCUCUGGAUUUGAUAGCUCAAUGAUGAACGGAAUGCAAGCUCUUGAUUACUGGCAAGAAUACUUCAACCAUCCCAAAGGAGGCCAACUGGGUUUGCUAGUUGCAUGCUACAACCUCGGAGCUAUCUCGAGUAUCCCACUCGUUGCUCUUGUUUCAGAUCAUCUUGGAAGGCGAAAGAGUAUCGUCCUUGGAUCUACUAUCAUGAUCAUCGGAGCAGUUAUGCAGGGCUUGUCGCAAAACCUUCCGAUGUUUAUCUUCAGUAGAAUCUUUUUAGGUCACGGUAUCGUUUACGCUAUCAUAUCCGGUGCCGCCCUUCUUGGCGAGUUAGGUCAUCCCAAAGAACGUCAGUUCUUGGGAAGCCUUUUCAACGCAUUCUUUGGAGUAGGCUCCGUACUUGGUGCUGGUAUAGUCGUACGUACGCUACUCAUUCCGAGCGAUUGGUCUUGGCGCCUUCCCUCCAUCCUUCAAGCUGUUCCAUCUGUCAUUCAGGUUGUGUUCGCUUUUACAGUACCAGAAAGUCCCCGAUGGCUCGUCUCGAAAGACCGCAGCGAAGAAGCUCUCGAGAUAUUGAUCAAGUAUCAUGCAGAGGGCGAUGCUUCCGCUGAGCUACCUCACCUUGAGAUUGCCGAGAUUCGCAAAGCUUUGGAGUUGGAAAACGAGUCGCGACAACGUGGCUGGGCUGAACUAUUCCAAUCGAAAGGCAUGCGACAUCGUGCCCUUGUCGCUGCUGGACUUGGCGUCUUCGUCCAGUAUAGUGGUAACAAUCUCAUCAGCCAGUACCUCGUCCCUAUUCUGGAAAAGAUCGGUAUCGAAGACAGUCACACUCAAGUGCGCUACAAUGUCGGCUCCGAAGCAUGGGGCUUCCUCAUGGCACUUGUCAUGGCGACCAUCACACCUCGAUAUCCACGACGCAGGAUGUACUUACUGUGUGCUAGCUGCUUGUUAUGCGUAUACACUGCUUGGACUAUCGCACAGGCUCGUAACCGAAUGACUGGAUCAAAAGAAACUGGCUACGCUGUGCUUGUCAUGAUCUUCCUCUACAAGCCCGCAUACAACAUCGCUUACAAUGCUCUCACCUACGUCUACAUGGUUGAGAUCUUCCCGUACUAUGUGCGUACCAAAGGCCUUUCGUGGUUUCAGCUCUUCAAUCGCUGCUCCGUCAUGCUGGGUUCCUUCACCAACCCUAUCGGACUCCAAGACCUUGACUGGAAGUUCCUCUUCGUGUAUAUUGCUUUGUUGUCUUGCGAGAUCGUCUUUAUCUACUUCCUGUUCCCGGAGACAUACGGAAAGACGUUGGAAGAACUCACGUUCCUGUUCGAAAGUGAGAAGGAAGACCGCGAGGCCCUCGCUGCAACCACCGCCAAGGUGAUGGGCCAGGAAGGCAACGUCACUGAGCUUCACGAGGCGCCGGAGAAGAAGGCUUAGGUCGCAGAUAGAGUGGUGGCUGCAUCUAAUCUCAACGGUUCUUGGAAAAGCCGUUGCAUUUGGCGCUCACGAAGUGGGUUUUGAAGCCGCUUGGGAGGUCGCCGCAUUCCUUCAGAUGGUUAUGAAACAUCUGUGGACAAGAAUAGUGGGAUAAGACGAUGCAUAACUUGUGGCUGUUCAAGCACAACUAAUUCUUGCUCUUGCUCUGUCUGAGUUGUAGGAUAGUGAAUCAAUCUUUCCUCUACAACUUCACAUAAGCUUCUCAUAGUUGUUGUAGCCUACUGUAAAGGACAACCAGCUUGCGUAUAGUUGGUCAAGAGAUAUCUCAUGCCAGCCCGGCAUCAUGUUUCGCACCGUUGCCUAUCCUGCUGACCCGCUUCACGGCCUAGCACGCGGCGCAGCAACAUAUCAAACUGGAGCUUGUGCUCGUGGCGGCAACAUAUCGCUCGAGAUUCAUCAUCGC
This is a messenger RNA of Alternaria alternata, 2131 nucleotides long. Its product is annotated as general substrate transporter. NCBI's taxonomy places the organism in Eukaryota, Fungi, Ascomycota, Dothideomycetes, Pleosporales, Pleosporaceae. Gene Ontology annotation, cellular component: membrane. Gene Ontology annotation, molecular function: carbohydrate:proton symporter activity. Gene Ontology annotation, biological process: carbohydrate transport; transmembrane transport. The record is from RefSeq and is a predicted model, not a curated record. The coding region runs from base 106 to 1668 and encodes 520 amino acids. The transcript has 5 exons.